UCUUUCCUCCCUCUACUCACUUUCCUCGUUUGUUUUGUUUUCUUUUCCUCACUUACUCUCUCUUUUCUUUUCUUUUUUCUUUUUAAAUUUUAAAUGUAAUUGAUGAGGUUGUUGUUGUCUAUCUAGCUAGUAGCUCCCGUUGGCGCCCCUCUUUCUAGUUUUGGAUUGAGGUAUUAAUUUUGUUUUCCCUCUCAACACUGGGGUUGGGGGAUUUUCUGCGCACCCAAACGGGAGAAACACUUCAAAUGUGAUGGGAAGUGGAGUUUCGAGCCUCUGUUCGUGCUUCGAACCGGUGAACCGGACAAACGAACCGGUCCACCAAGACGUGAUAUUCACAGCCACGGAGCCAUUGGACGAAACCCUAGGCCAUUCCUUCUGCUACGUCAGAUCCUCCGCUCGAUUCCUCUCUCCCACUCACUCCGAUCGCUUCCUCUCUCCUUCCACUUCCCUCCGUUUCUCCCCGACCCAUGAGCCCCGAAUCCGACCCGAAUUUCAUGAAACCGGAUUUAAAGCCAUUUCCGGAGCCUCCGUUAGUGCUAACAGUUCCGUCCCCAAAACCGUUAUUCAGUUAGACGACGAUGCAGCCGAUUGCGUUGGAGCCUCCUCCAAGGGCAAUCUCGUCAAUGGCUUCGAAAGCACGUCGUCGUUUAGCGCUCUCCCGCUUCAGCCGGUGCCCCGCGGCGGCGAACCCUUCGAGGGGAGCGGUUUCUUCCUCUCCGGUCCAAUUGAGAGCAACGCCCUCUCCGGGCCGCUCAACGCCGGCUCCGCCGCCGACGGUGGCGAGGUUCCGUUCUCGGCGCCGCUGGGAGGGCUCUAUGGAAAGAAGAAGAAGAAGAAGAAAGGGAUUUCGGGGUUCCAGAAGGCGUUUCACCGGAACUUGUCGGAGAAGAAGCGGCCGUGGGUGGUUCCGGUGUUGAACUUCGUCGGCAGGAAGGAGGUUCCGGUGAGCGAGGGGAAGCCGGCGGCGGAGGCGAGGAUCGAGAGCAAUGUGCAGUGGGCGUUGGGGAAGGCAGGGGAGGAUCGGGUUCACGUGGUGGUGUCGGAGGAGCAAGGGUGGUUGUUCGUUGGGAUUUACGACGGUUUCAACGGCCCCGACGCGCCGGAGUUUCUGAUGGGUCACCUUUACCGCGCAGUUCACAACGAGCUUCAGGGUCUGUUCUGGGAAGUUGAAGAAGAAGAAGCACAAGAAGGAAAUCCCGUAGCGGAGAGUGCUGAAGUGAAAAACAGUGAGGUAGAAGAUUCAACUUCUAGUUCUGCCAAGAAGGUAGAAGGAACGGAGAGUAAACGUCGGAGGCUGUGGGAGCUUCUGGCCGAAGACCCUGAAGAUGGACUCGAUCUUUCGGGUUCGGAUAGGUUUGCUUUUUCCGUUGAUGAUGCACUGAGCGUUAACAAUGCCAAUGCGGGUUCUGCUGUGAGUAGAAGGUGGCUGUUGCUGUCGAAAUUGAAGCACGGGUUGUCUAAGCAUAAGGAGGGUCAUGGGAGGAAGUUGUUGCCGUGGAGUUUGGGGGCGGAGGAGAAAGAGAAGAUGGAGGUUGAGAAUCGAGCGGAGGAUAAGCCUUGUGGUGGUGACGAUGGUGGUGGUGUUGGUGUUGGUGGGAGGAAGAGGAAAGUGGGUCCCGUGGAUCAUGAUCUGGUUUUGAGUGCAAUGUCUCGGGCGCUCCAAGUGACGGAGCUUGCGUAUUUGGAUAUGACGGAUAAGCUUCUGGGUACGAAUCCGGAACUUGCUUUGAUGGGUUCGUGUCUUUUGGUUGUUGUGAUGAGGGAUGAGGAUGUGUACGUGAUGAAUGUUGGGGAUAGCCGUGCUAUUGUUGCACACUAUGAGCCCAAGGAGAUUAAUUCUAAUGCGGGAGAUGUUGGAUCCAGCACCGAGAGCAUAGUUGAAGAGUCAUUGGCUUUAGGUGAAAGUGGAAAUGCAAUCACGUUGGGGAAUGAAGGUCCUGCUCAAGAAAUGAGGUUGGUCGCGUUGCAGCUGUCAACUGACCACAGCACCAGCAUUGAAGAAGAAGUCAUUAGAAUUAAAAAUGAGCAUCCUGAUGAUACCCAAUGUAUAGUCAAUGAUAGAGUUAAGGGUCGUCUUAAGGUCACCAGAGCAUUUGGGGCUGGAUUUUUGAAACAGCCAAAGUGGAAUGAUGCAGUACUAGAGAUGUUUCGUAAUGAAUAUAUUGGCACUACUCCAUAUAUAUCUUGCUCUCCUUCACUACGUCACCAUAGAUUAUGCCAGAGAGAUCAGUUUUUGAUCCUCUCAUCUGAUGGUUUAUAUCAAUAUUUAAACAAUGAAGAAGUGGUUUCUCAUGUUGAGAGCUUCAUGGAAAAAUUUCCAGAAGGAGAUCCUGCCCAACAUUUAAUUGAAGAGCUGCUCCUCCGUGCUGCUAAGAAGGCUGGAAUGGAUUUUCAUGAAUUGCUGGAUAUCCCACAAGGAGAUCGGAGGAAGUAUCAUGAUGAUGUUACUGUUAUGGUGAUAUCACUUGAAGGAAGAAUCUGGAAAUCAUCAGGGAAGUAUCCGUGAGACCUAGAAGUUGUUGGCUCUAUACCCGUGAAAACAUUUUUGCGCCUGAGGAUGCCUUGAGAAGCCAGUGCCAUAGUUUCACACCUGAUCCAUUUUUCAUGGGUCUGAAUAUGUUUUUCUGGGUCUUACAACGUUAAAAAUUAUCAACUGAGGAAUCUCAGAUUUUAUUGGCAAGAGGCUACUGCUAAAGCUCUAUCCAGAAUUAAAGAAUGCUUAAUGCAAUUUGGUUUGAGCUAAGAAAAGGCAUCGCAGAUGGGCUUCUGGAAUUCCCUUGAGGAGUCAAAGAAAAAAAGAUAGUAAAGCUACUGUUUUUUUUUUUUUUUUAAUAUUCGCAGCUCUAUUUCCCCUUUCCCCCGCCUUUAUUUUUUGCAGUUAUAGAGAUGAAAAAUCAUAGAAAUUUUGCAUAGCGAAGGCCCUUUGCAUUUAUUUUUUUUUCUUUUCUUUCUCUGGCAGAGCCAAGAAAACGUGGGUGUAUAUGAGUGGGGAUACAAGUGUAGUGACUGAACUCGAGCAGUCCUUAGUCAGAAAUGACGAUCUAUAAUCGAGGGUGGAUUUCCACCACAGCGAAUUAACAUGAUUAUUCUGAAUU
This is a messenger RNA of Abrus precatorius (Indian licorice), 3095 nucleotides long. Its product is annotated as protein phosphatase 2C 29-like. Gene Ontology annotation, biological process: protein dephosphorylation. The transcript has 4 exons. Gene Ontology annotation, molecular function: protein serine/threonine phosphatase activity. The record is from RefSeq and is a predicted model, not a curated record. Lineage: Eukaryota; Viridiplantae; Streptophyta; Magnoliopsida; Fabales; Fabaceae. Bases 251 to 2506 code for a protein of 751 amino acids.